AUGGCAGCUAAUGAAGAAAAGGUAACUGGCUUGAUAGAAACCGGGAGCAAGCUUGCUGCUGACGGGAACAUUUACUCUGACAAAAUUAUGGAAAAAGUUCAGCUGAUUCAAGAAAGACACAGGGCUAAUGUCACAAAAUCACAAGAGGCGUUUGUGUUACUGAAGGACAAUAAUGACCUGCAGAAUUUCCUACAAAAUUGCCAAGAGCUUACCAUGUGGAUUGAAGAAAAGUUGCUUACUGCUCAAGAUACAUCAUAUGAUGAAGCACGGAAUUUGCACAGCAAAUGGCUGAAGCAUCAGGCUUUUAUGGCAGAACUUGCUUCCAAUCAAGGAUGGCUAGAAAAGCUGGAUGAGGAAGGACAACAGUUGGCAAAGCAAAAACCCCAGUAUGCAGAUAUUGUGUUCCAGAAGCUAGAGGCACUUCAUCAAUGUUGGGAUAUGCUGCAAGCAACCACAGAGGAAAAGGCACAGCUCCUGUUUGAUGUUAACCGCUCCGACCUUUAUGCACAGAGCUAUGCUGACCUUAGUGCAUGGAUCAGUGAGAUAGAGGCACAGUUAAAAUCUGAUGUCCAAGGGAAAGAUCUCACAAGUGUUAACAUUCUUCUAAAGAACUUGAAACAUCUGGAUGAGCAAGUCAGCUUGCAGAAGAAAGAGAUGGAAGGCUUACUUUCUCAGGGCCCUCCAGUUAAGAGAGACAUGGAUGAAGUGGAAAAAUGUUAG
Messenger RNA from Crotalus tigris (Tiger rattlesnake), 720 nucleotides. Its product is annotated as spectrin beta chain, erythrocytic-like. The coding region runs from base 1 to 720 and encodes 239 amino acids. Gene Ontology annotation, cellular component: cell projection; plasma membrane; cortical actin cytoskeleton. Gene Ontology annotation, biological process: actin cytoskeleton organization. The record is from RefSeq and is a predicted model, not a curated record. Gene Ontology annotation, molecular function: actin filament binding. The transcript has a single exon. NCBI's taxonomy places the organism in Eukaryota, Metazoa, Chordata, Lepidosauria, Squamata, Viperidae.